GUUGUCAACCAGCAUAAAAGAGCAACCAUAACCCUAAAGUUGAGUUGUGCUUCACAUGUUAAAAUGUAUGAAUAGGUACAUGUGUGUACAUAAUAUUUGCAAAUAUUAUAAUGAACAUUUGGAGAAAUGAACUUUUUGAGUGUACAUAUAUUACUGAUAAUCUGGAUACUCCCUGUAUUGUCCAGUGUGUAUGCCAUACAAGUGCCAUGUGGUGGUGAGUUAAUUGAUUCCAACAAGAAGCAGUGCUGCUUCGGCAAAGCUGAGCCAACAAGUAUCAACAAACAAUGUUGCUACGAAGCUCGUGACUUUUACAUAACAACAGACAGUAUCUGUUGUGAUGGGAAAAUCACUCCAAAAUAUCCUCAACAUGGUGUGACCCUGGAGUGCUGCAAUGGAAAAGAAAUCAACCAUAAUACAGCAAGAUGCUGCUCAAAUGUUGAAAACAAAUUACCCCCUGGGCACAAUGACCAGUUUAUUUGUUGUGGCACCGAGCUGAUUAAUUCAACACACCAGAUAUGCUGCCACAAUCGUACCAAUGAAUCGCUCUCCAAGUCGUAUGUCCGACAAAAAGACACAUUUUGUUGUGGCAGUAAGCUUGGAAAGAAAGAGUGUGAAUGGUGCAAGCGCGAAGGAAAGAACCGACGACUGCUGGCUCUAAACAGAGAUAUAUGUGAGAAGAAGGAAAUCGACCUCACAGAAAAAAGCUGCUGUGGAGGUAUAAUAAACAAUGUUCCAAGGAUUGACGUCAACAGAAUAAAUGAAGUAAAUACACAUUUUGGCUGCUGUGGACCAAAAGCCUACAAUACAACAGAAAGGAAAUGCUGUAACUGGAAAACUGGCAAAACAAUACCUAAUAAUCACCAGUGUAUGAAUGAUGGUUCAUCCUUUGAUACCACACUAUUUAAGAACUGUGACGGAGUUCUCCAUAAAAUACAGUCUGGACACACCCAGUGUUGUGGAAAUAAGACCUUUGACUCGAAUACACACCAAUGUUGUAAUCGUGAUAUCUUCGACCCCGAUUUCGAGUUUUGCUGUGGAACUGUAAAUGCAGCCCCACUGAUCAAGGGUAAAGUGUGUUGUGCAAGUCAGGAGCUGAAGACAGGAUAUCUCUGUUGUGACGAUAUCAAACAAGUUCCACAGUCAGACGAAAGUCAUGACAAGUGUUGUGUGAAUUACUGGACGGGGAGUGCAGCAUCCUUCAAUAGCAAUCUGAAGGAGUGUGUUGAUGGUGAAAUAACCACACGGACCAAAGAUAUGAACCCAUGCCAGUUCUUAGAUCCUGACAAAGCUAUUUGCUGUGAUGGCCAAAUCCAGUACUUUCCAAAAGAUUCAAACAACAGGGUUGUACAUUCAAGUUGUUGUGGAAGGAAGCUUCUGAGUGAUACUGAGGUCUGCUGCAUAAAUGGUUUAAGUCUAUUUAAGUCGAAACCAGACCAUGAUGACUGCUGCUUGGAUACUGAUGGUGAAGGGAGUGUGCAAUCAUUCAACAGUCAACAACAGUUUUGCAGGGAUGGACAACUUUAUGUAAAACAUGAAGAAUAUGAGAACUGCAAUGGUGUCUACUACUCGAAAAAUUCUGCAAUAUGCUGCAAUGGUGAACUGCACUUUCACCUCAAAGAUGGUAAACUGAAAUGCUGUGAUCCAGGAACCACAGCCUAUGAUGAAAGACUUCAGACCUGUUGCCAUGGCAAUGUAUACAAUGUCUCAUCGAACAAUGCCGAGUAUAUGUGCUGUGAUGGGAAGACCUAUCAAAUAGAUGAUCCAUCCAACCCAUGUCAGCAGAUGUGUGCUGGCCAUCAUUUCAACCGGGACACUCACAUGUGCUGCAGUGAUGAACUGCUGGUCAAGGGUCAGCAUGGGGAUGCCUGCUGUGAUGGACGGCCGUUCUUCACUUCUCGGAAGACCUGCUGCAGUGGUGCCCUCUACAGAACUCCCACCGGAAGAGGCAAGUGCUGCGGUAUUUCGCUGAUAAGGCGUCAUCAGAGGAAUCUUCAAUGCUGUAAAGAUAUGAUGCCUUAUGACAGACGUCACAGUGUCUGCAGCGCAACAGGAGUGUCCUCACCGAGGCAGACAACACUUGACAAAAGUUUCAGCAAGCAAGGCAUAAAGAAGAAAGAUGGAUACCAAAUCCCUUACUGUUUUGCUGAAUAUGCAUUAUCUGGACGUGUAAAAGGCCACAAACGACCUCCUGGAAAUAAACUGGUGUAUAAACUCAAAGUGACACCACUACGUCGGUUUAAGCAGUGUGAUCAGAAACCAAUUCAGUAUUUGACAAUCGUCUUACACUUGAGCAGCUCUGGAACUGCUGAAGAACAUUCUUUUAUUCCAAAAGGGUUCCCCCUGACAGUAUUCUUCAAUAAGAUGCCAAAUUAUGUAAAUGGGACAGAGAAAGCCACAUUGCAUCUGUCUGAAAAGGACAUGGCUUAUGCAUUUUUGUACAAAGGACGAAUAAAACAUGAAAUGCUGCGAAUGACUGAAAGCCAGUGUUUGAAGCUGUACUUUGCCAUGGAUUCACAUGACAGAGAAACGUGGAAACUGGACAAAGAGGAUCUGCCAUGGUGUUUAAAGUCCUGCAAUGUAUAAGGUUAAACAGCCAUGUCCGGUAUGUGAUACAGUUGACAAGGACCAUUAAAAAAAACCCCUAAACAUUCCUCUUUUAAAUAACAAGGCUAAACGUCACUGAAAAAACUGUGAUGUGUGUUUUGCAAACAAGUGAAGGUUUUUAUGGAAGACAGAGACAAAGAUCAUCAUCUUUUUUUUUUAACUCUCUUAAAUGACUGACAGCAAUGGCCAAACUGACUGUAAAGACAGUACUUGCAAGUAGACUGAACCUGCCAUUUUGUAAUAUGAAGUCUUCCGAUGAAAAAAUGAAUACCAAUUAGCUCAAACAUUAAACAUGUAUUUUGAUGAUGGAACAGCAGGUGGAAGAUAGCUUUGUUUUGUGUACUAGACAUAAUUUUAGAAAUAUUUCCCUCCUUUUAAAGUGCAUUUAACAUUUCCUAAGAGACAUUUAGUGUUGUUACAUUCUGAUGUGUGUGCAUAAGCAUGUUUGUGUCUGUGUGUGUGUGUCCAUGUGUGCAGUUCUGUGUAUUUAUAAAGAAUAGCAUACUGCAUUUUGAAAGAUGAAUGUAUGUUUCCAUUUAGAAUGUCAUCUCAAUUAAAAUAUUUGCUCAUCUAUUGCCAUCUAAUGAGCAAUACUGUUACUGACUUUAAUUGGAUGUUAAAACCAUGACACCGAGUGUAGGUUACAUUAAUAAAUGUGUAUUAUUAUCUUUCUUCAUUCAUAGCUGCAACACUGUCAAAAGAUAAAAUGUAAGUUGAUGUGUAGAAAGUGGCAUUAGAAAGAAAAACAUGGAGAAUUCAUUUAAUAAAAUGAAAAUUAUUUAAACACAUUAUUUAAAACAUUAAAACACUAGUAAGAUCUAUUUGUAAAAGGAAGCCAUUAAUGAUUUUUAUAUAGUUUUUUCAUUGCAUUAUUCUUUUAAAAAAUGAAACUGGGUGUACCAUAUUUAGAAUUCAUCAAGAUUGGUGAGGUGUUUUUGUUGUUGUUGUUAUAGCCUAGUUGGGAGGGGUUUUUUUUAUGUGUUUUUUUUUUGUUGCUGUUUUUUUUUUAAUUACACAGAAAAUUUAACUAGACUGUAUUAACCUUUUUUAAUGUUCAGUUUUUUGUUUGCUUGUUUGUUUUAUAUAAGACAUGUAUUAGCUGAUUAUUAACUGUAUUAUUGUUAAGUUUCAACAAUGCAUCUACAAUCACCAAGAAGUAAAAUGGCAUGGAUGAAGAGUAUAUUUAAACAUUGUAAAUUAAAGCAGAAUUUUAUUACAGAUAAAACAAAACCCCACGAAAACACUCUGAAAUCUAAAGGUAAUUUUAAAAAAUGCAUAUUAAAUUUUUUUUUUCUUUUUUUUUCAGGUGUAUAUAUAGAAAUCUUUUGAUAUUUAUAUGACCAAGUGGCAAAAAUGGCAAUUGUUAUACACAUGUAGUUGUUAAUAUUAUUGGUUAAAUGGCAUUUAUCUUCAUUACUUGUUGUGCUUGAACCUUGAUUGGAUAUAGGCACGCUAAUAUGUUAUUCUAUCAUAUUCUAUUGUUGUUCAUUCCAAAUAGAAAACAAUGGCAUUGCUGAAUUAACAUUCAGUAUUUAUUAGUCAUACACAUUCCAUAUGUGUGUAGUGGAGAAUGUACGAGGAAGUGUUGAUUUGUGGAAAAUAAUUCACAAGCCCCAUAUAUAGGUCACAUGUUCCUAAAAAAAUAUUUGCAGGUAAAAUGAUCUUUAAAAUUUACAAGAGAAUUUUGUCUAACAAUCAACUCGUCAGCCUGGUAAGACAUUUAAAAUUUAUUUUGAAAUUUUUAUCUGAUAAAUCAACUGAAAAUGUUACUCUCAGAAUUACUUAGUGUCACCGGUUGUACUCAUAUUCUUCCGGGCCCUUAUUUUCAAAGAUAUUUUAGUGCUAUGAUACAGGGUAGCUACGAAAAUAUGUAACCAGGGUUUUAUCACUAAAAUUUUACUUCAUUUCACAAUGUCAUUGCAUCAUUUUACAUUUCAUUUGAAUCUCGAAAAGCAUGAAUGAGGUUAAAAGUUUUUGCCCUUAUGUUAAAAAAAACCCCAAAAUUGAAAUUUUGCUGUUACAACUUUGAAUUUUUUACUUUAAAAAUUAUGAUAAAAUAAUUAUCAAAAUAGUUUUUUGACAUAUGGAAUAAUUCUCAACCCAGAAAUACCUGUAAUAUAAUAUAAUGUUAUGUAACAGGUGGGAGGCCAUUAGCAAUUAUUAGUAUGUAAUACUCAAGCAAUAGGAGGCAAAGCAAUGCAUCUCAUUUUUGCAUUAAUUAAUUGAUGAAUGACCCCUUUACAUCAACUUGCUAAUAAUGGCACUUUAGCAUCAUCUUUUGCACACAUUUAUGUGUGUUAAUUUUCUUAAAACAGCUUCCUUAGCACAUGUACUUCGUACUUUCAUCUUCAUAUUUUCUCAAAUUUUUAACUGCAAAAGGGUUUUUAAACAGUAUUUAUUUAAUACCAUUACAGAAUGUUAAAUAGUUAUUAAUACAGGUGAAUUUUAGCUAUCUUUAUAACAUUGUUUUUGAAGUCUAGGAUUUCAUGUUGCAUUAUUAGAGAUCUUUACUUAGUACUGGUAUAUCUAAUCAUGACUGCAUGUUGAGUGUGGGGUUUUUUUUGGUGGAAAUCUGGUAUUUCUGUACAAAUCGUUUAUUUAUGUUGUGAAAAUGAUAUUAUAUAUUUGAUAGUGUUUGAAAUAUUGUAAAUAAAAUGUUGUUUUAAA
Molecule: messenger RNA, 5271 nt
Organism: Gigantopelta aegis
Lineage: Eukaryota; Metazoa; Mollusca; Gastropoda; Neomphalida; Peltospiridae
Exons: 12
Coding region: 127-2583 (818 amino acids)
Source: RefSeq, a predicted model, not a curated record